CACUAAUGCACACAUAAUGUUUUGCAUGGGGUCCAUUGUGAGCUUCUCUUCCAAUAUAUAACAAACUAGUUAUUUUCUCUUUCUUCCCCAACCUUACCAUGGAGAAAAGCAGAUCAUUUCCAGAUUACUCACCCUCGUAUAUAGAAGCCAGGUUUGAGUUUGAGGACAGAACCAAGUCAUAUAGCUUCAACGGUCCAGGCGACAACCCAGAGGUCAAGAGGAGGAAGAGGGUAGCUGCCUAUAACCUGUACACCAUGGAAGGUAAGCUCAAAACCUCCUUGAGGAACAGCUUCAAGUGGAUCAAGAGCAAAUUCACAGAUACCUAUUAUGAUUCUUGAGCUAUCUGGGUUGAUAUUACUCUCCUCAAUCUUUUCUCUGCUGCUGAAUUAUCUAGUUGGAUUUUCUCCCUCAUCAAAAAUAUGUAUCAACUGUGUGUAUUUUAUUGAAAGUUGUGUGGCAAACAUGAAUUGGCGAGUGCUAUAUGUCUUGGAUUUCUUUUCAUCUUUGUUUUUUUUUUU
This is a messenger RNA of Ilex paraguariensis (yerba mate), 518 nucleotides long. Lineage: Eukaryota; Viridiplantae; Streptophyta; Magnoliopsida; Aquifoliales; Aquifoliaceae. The record is from the annotation of a GenBank genome assembly.